UCUAGGUGAGUGUGUAAAAGAGUGCAUUUGAGAAUCCAAAUAACUUACAGUAAGAAACUAGAAUAAGCUUUCAGUGCUUUGGUUUUCUCUCUCACUCAAACACACAACAAUGGCGGCAAGUGGUGCAGCUCCCAAUUUGGAAGAUGUGCCCUCCGUGGAUCUCAUGUCGGAGCUCCUCCGCCGCAUGAAGUGUGCUUCCAAGCCCGACAAGCGCCUCAUUCUCAUCGGUCCACCUGGGUCAGGAAAGGGCACACAGUCACCAAUUAUAAAGGAUGAGUACUGCUUGUGCCACUUGGCUACAGGUGAUAUGCUAAGGGCAGCAGUGGCAGCUAAAACUCCACUGGGUGUCAAGGCAAAAGAAGCUAUGGAUAAGGGAGAGCUUGUAUCUGAUGACUUGGUUGUUGGCAUUAUAGACGAAGCAAUGAAGAAACCAUCUUGUCAAAAAGGUUUCAUUCUUGAUGGUUUUCCAAGGACUGUAGUUCAAGCACAAAAGCUUGAUGAGAUGCUAGAAAAGCGGGGAGGCAAAGUAGAUAAAGUGCUCAAUUUUGCCAUUGAUGAUGCAAUCUUAGAGGAGCGAAUUACCGGUAGAUGGAUACACCCAUCCAGUGGCAGAACAUACCAUACAAAAUAUGCUCCUCCUAAAACUCCUGGAGUUGAUGAUAUUACUGGCGAACCUCUUAUUCAACGCAAGGAUGAUACUGCAGCUGUUCUUAAAUCAAGAUUGGAAGCAUUCCAUAAACAAACCGAACCAGUUAUUGAUUACUAUGCAAAGAAGGGCAUGGUUGCUAAUCUUCGUGCCGAGAAGCCUCCAAAAGAGGUGACAGCUGAAGUUGAGAAGGUGCUUUCUUCUUAGGGAUCCUAUUGAGCAUGAUAUAUAAUUGUUUUGCCGUUAAAAACUUAUUUUUGCUAAUUUUGUAUUUUAAAAUAUUUUCUAAAACUCUAACCUUUCACCUUUUUUACUCAUUUAUUUUGGAAAAAAAUCGAAUACGGCUAUUGUCAAACUCAAAUCAAGAGAGUUACAUUUUACUUGGAUGAAAUAAAGUUUAAUUAACCGUGACUAUUCUGGAUAUUUUUAUGGAACCAAUUCAGUGGUUUUGCAUGAUUUUUUUGUUUUUGAACGUUAGUGUUGCUUGAAUGUUAUCUG
Molecule: messenger RNA, 1144 nt
Organism: Arachis stenosperma
Lineage: Eukaryota; Viridiplantae; Streptophyta; Magnoliopsida; Fabales; Fabaceae
Product: adenylate kinase 4
Exons: 6
Coding region: 110-853 (247 amino acids)
Biological process (GO): nucleobase-containing compound metabolic process
Cellular component (GO): mitochondrion; cytoplasm
Molecular function (GO): AMP kinase activity; ATP binding
Source: RefSeq, a predicted model, not a curated record